CCAUUGAUGUUAGAAAACAUGUAAACAGAAAUGAGAAAAACUGAAACAACACACACACACACACGCACACUCUUUCUCUCUCUUUCAAGCAUUUCUUCAGAGUAUAGUUUGUGAAAUUAUAGAGCUUUAGAUCUCUGUUUACAACAUUUUUUCAAGGGACAAGGAUGGAUUGCAAAAUGACUAAAUCAAACUGGAUUUGCUAGAGCUCAGAAAUUUUCGGUCUGAUGUGAUGUAUGACGUUCCACGCAUAGUCAAAAAGGUGUUUGGCUUUUGAAAGAUGGUUCAAAUCAAGAAUCUUUUAUGUUUAAGCCAUUUACCUUUGAAGUGCUGAAUUCUUGCUGAUUGGUCGAUUUACUGCCAAGGCCUUAGGUGAUGGGUUCAUUCCGUGGUAAUUGUGAAAUUGUUGAGUCAAAGGAUGAAGUCGAAUUGUUCCAGCAGUCAAGAAAGCAGAAGCCUCCUUUGGUUAGAAAAGGAGCCGGUAAAGUUGUAGGAGAUGACAUCAAUCAGCUUUUCGAAUCAAUCAAUGUAAGAACAUCAAAGAGUUUGGAUUUAACAGAUCAUGUUAGAAGAGAUGCCUCAAAAAGGCCAAUGAGGGCUGGUGGAUCGCACUCUCCGGUAACAGGGUUUUCUGAUCCAGUUUCUCUAAAGCAGGCGUUUCGGGGUUUAGCCAUUUCUCAGGCGGCAGAAAUGGCUGCAAUGAAACGAUUAUCAAAGCCACCUGGUUCUCCUAGUAUUUUAGAACCUGGAAGGAUUACUUGCUCCUCCCGAUUUGCAAAUACUAGUGAUUCUGGUUUCCACAAGGUGGCCCAAAACCCCUACGAACGGUAUGUUAAGUCAGCAAACCAUAGUCCCCGUUCUUCUCCCAGAUUUGCCAUUAAACCAUUUAGCAUAAGUGAAAAUGGGAAAAUAGUGCCAGCAGAGAGCACGUCCAGCUUGGUAACUGAGCACAUUCAAGAGUCCAGGUUAAAGUCGCCAGGUCAAAGUGCUCUUUCUUCUCCACGAUAUGCUAAUAAACCAAGUAUUAUUAAGAGUACGGAGUCCAUGUCCAGGCAAUCUGAGAGAAUAUCACCAGCAGAAAAUGUUCCAGCCUCCCGUAAAAAGGAUUUUCCAACCAGCCAACGCGCUCUCUCUUCACCUCGAAUUGGUGAUAAACCAGUAAUUAAGCAAGCAGAACCAAUUUUAGCUCAAAAUGGGAGGACAGGUGGCGUAGAAAGCAUUUCAGGCUCUUUCACGAUGAUCCCUCAGUACCCUAAAGAGCCCAUGAAAUCCCUAAACAAAGGUCCAAUUUUGUCUCCUAGGUUGGUAGCUAAACAGGCUUUAAAUAUUACAACUUCCAGUCUCCAGAAAAAUGAGAAAGCAGUUCCUUCCUCAUCUUCAUGUGAGUCUAGCAAUGUUGUAUUGGUGUCCGGACAAAAAAGAUCACCAGAUAAUGUGAAGAGAAAUGUGGUUACAUCAUUUAGAGUAGCAAACAAAACAGCUCUAAAGCUGAAACGGAAAGGCAGAGGCAACAAGGAGACCAAAUCGACAAAAGGUACCAGUCGUGCCAUUAAGCCUCCAGUCAAAAACAAAUAUCUUGUCAAGAAGAAAUUGAAAGAGGAGUCAGAGCUAGCAUCUGGCACUUUAAAUCUAUGCUAUGAAAUAAAUGGUCCCACAGAAUCGCCUAGUCAACUUGUCUGCCAGAGAUGUCAUUGCACUCUCGAGGGUGCGGGGAAGGAAUCUAAUAGGGAACCUGCAAAGCAAAUCUCUAAUGGCUAUGACAAUGGUGGUCCUCCUGUGUUGAAAUUCAACAAGACAUCAAAAUCUAGGGAGCAAGGGGAAUUCUCUCAGAGCUCAAAGAGUAGUAUCGGUGAUUAUAGUACUAGCACAACCAUCAGUGAAGAGAGCAACCUAAGCGGUUCGUUUUCUGGGAACAGACCACACAUGUCUAAGGAUGGAAGAUGGGAGGCUAUCACUCAGGUUAGGAAACAAUAUGGAUUCUUAGGGUUAAGUCAUUUCAAUUUAUUGAAGAAACUUGGUUGUGGAGAUAUUGGCUCAGUGUAUCUAGCUGAGUUGCUAGAAACUAACUGCUUGUUUGCAAUAAAAGUUAUGGAUAAUGAAUAUCUGGCAAGAAGGAAAAAGUUGCCGAGGGCCCAAACUGAAAGAGAGAUUCUGCGUAUCCUGGAUCAUCCUUUUCUGCCAACACUCUAUGCGCAGUUUACUUCAGAAAAUUUAUCAUGUUUAGUUAUGGAGUUCUGUUCGGGUGGUGAUUUGCAUGUCCUCCGACAGAAGCAGCCAGGCCGAUAUUUUUCUGAGCCAGCAGCAAGGUUUUAUGUUGCUGAGGUCCUCCUUGCUCUGGAGUAUUUGCAUAUGCAAGGAGUUGUAUACCGUGAUUUGAAACCAGAAAAUAUUCUGGUCCGAGAAGAUGGUCACAUCAUGCUUACUGAUUUCGAUCUCUCACUCAGAUGUUCCGUUAAUCCCACUCUUCUACAAUCAUCCUCAUUGGGAGUAGAAGCCCCACGGAUCUCUGGUCCAUGCGCAGGAUCCAAUUGCAUUGAUCCUUUUUGUGCGGGACCCUCAUGUCAAGUUUCUUGCUUUAGCCCCAGAAUUUUACCCGGCCACACUGCAAGAGCAAGAAAGCUAAAAGCUGAUCAAGCUGCAUCUCUUAACAGAUCAUUGCCUCAGCUUGUAGUAGAGCCAACGGAAGCUCGGUCCAACUCGUUCGUGGGUACACAUGAAUACUUAGCUCCUGAGAUUAUCAAAGGGGAGGGUCAUGGAAGUGCUGUUGACUGGUGGACACUUGGCGUUUUCCUAUACGAGCUUCUAUAUGGGAAGACACCCUUUAAAGGUGGGGGAAACGAAGAAACAUUGGCCAACGUUGUCACGCAGAACCUUAGAUUUCCAGACAGCCAGAUCGUUAGUUUUCAGGCAAGGGAUCUUAUCAGAGGGCUGUUGGGAAAGGAUCCCGAGAAUCGAUUGGGAACAGAAACAGGAGCUGCUGAGAUAAAGAGACACCCUUUCUUUGAUGGCUUGAAUUGGGCACUGAUACGUUGCGCCGUUCCACCUCAAGUGCCCGGAGUAGGUAAAGUAGUUCUUGAGGAAAAGAGCAAAAAGUUUCUGGAGUAUAGUUCAACAAGAGAGCAUUUGGAAUUUGAACUGUUUUAGCAAAACUGGUGUUUGCUCUCUGGUUAUGACUUGUGAUGUAUCAUUGUUCCCACCCCUUGUUGAUAUUGAUGUCUAAAUUAUACAAUGAAAAGCAAGGGGAUCUCAUAUACAUCACCAUAAAAUUUUGCUCAGUGAAAAGUAUGCUGUAGUUAUCCUUGA
This is a messenger RNA of Lycium barbarum (goji berry), 3300 nucleotides long. RefSeq names its product serine/threonine-protein kinase KIPK2-like. The record is from RefSeq and is a predicted model, not a curated record. Lineage: Eukaryota; Viridiplantae; Streptophyta; Magnoliopsida; Solanales; Solanaceae. The coding region runs from base 373 to 3141 and encodes 922 amino acids. Gene Ontology annotation, molecular function: protein serine/threonine kinase activity; ATP binding. Gene Ontology annotation, biological process: protein phosphorylation. The transcript is spliced from 3 exons. Gene Ontology annotation, cellular component: nucleus; plasma membrane; cytoplasm.